Messenger RNA from Cylas formicarius (sweet potato weevil), 3918 nucleotides. It is a transcript of the gene l(3)80Fg, whose product is annotated as dnaJ homolog subfamily C member 16. NCBI's taxonomy places the organism in Eukaryota, Metazoa, Arthropoda, Insecta, Coleoptera, Brentidae. Bases 131 to 2467 code for a protein of 778 amino acids. The transcript has 3 exons. The record is from RefSeq and is a predicted model, not a curated record.
GCACAUGCCGUGGUCGGAAAAUGUGACGUUUGACACGGUAACACAUUUUCCGGAAAAAAAUCAAUAUUUCUUCCGCUUGGCCCGCUGCCGAACUUUAAAAUUAUAAAACUAGCGGCAGUCGAGUCCGAAAAUGAUAUGGAUGGUCCAACUUUGGCUGUACCGGAGUUGCCUUACGCUGUACCUUGUCGGCACCGUUUUAAGCGAAUUAGGUAAUCCUUAUCAAAUACUGGGCGUCCAUCGUAAGGCCUCGCAGCAAGAGAUACGCCAAGCGUACAAGCAGCUUGUCAAAGAAUGGCACCCCGAUAAAUCCAAAGAAUUAGACGCCGAGUCGCGUUUCGUCGAGAUCAAACAAGCAUACGAGCUCCUGUCGGACUCGGAUCGAAGGAGACUUUACGACCAACAAGGUAUUACGGACGAGGAUGCCCACAAAAAACCCGAAAGAUCCACGUUCUUCACAUCGAGCCCUUUAGACGACUUAUUCUCACAUCACGGGGGAUAUUUCAACUUCCAAGAAAAUGACAUUGUUUUCUUCCACAAGUUGUCGAUUACUACUCGGCAGUACGACAAAAUUGUGGUACCGAAGAGUGAAAAGACUCCUCACCUCAUCUACUUCUAUUCGGAUUUUUGCUUCCCGUGCCUGCAAACUGCCCCAUACUGCCGUAAACUGCUCGAAUAUUUGGAACCAUUAGGGAUUAAUUUCGUCACAGUGCAUUCAGGCCGCGAACCUAACCUCAACCGGCGCCUUAGUAUCCAUGCACUGCCUUGUUUGGUACUUCUGUUAGAUGGUAAUGUUUAUGUGUACAAAGAAACCCUCACGAGUGUGCCAAAGAUUGUGGCAUUUAUCAAGAGCAAACUGCCAUAUAAGUUAGUGCCGAGGAUCAAUAAGGGUGAUUUAGACACCUUCCUUGAUGGUUGGAAGGAUAAUCGAGUGCGCGGUUUGAUCUUCGAGCCGCGGCCGAAUUUGAGAUUACGAUACCUCAUCGCGGCUUACCAUUUUAGACAUCGGGUGGCGUUUGCGUUCGUCGAUUCAGACGAAAUCCGGCUCAAGUACGGCGUCCCGCGCGAUAUGGACACCGUGAUGUUGUUCAAUGAGAACACCAGUACCCCUGUGGCUAAAGUUACCUUGCCUGACAUACCGAUGAUCCGGCUGCACGAUGUCAUAGUAUCAAAUCAGUACCUGGCUUUGCCUAGGUUGUCAUCGCAGCGAGUCCUAGAAGCGCUCUGUCCUUGCGAAUGGCACAAGCCGCGAAAAAGGCUGUGUGUUGUACUGGUGACUGAGGACACACCUAACCAUGACCCACACAGGGACUCAUUUCGCCAGUUUGCCCAAAAGGCACCCUACAACGCGGACAAGGUCCGCUUUGCUUACAUCUACCAUGGCAAGCAGUCGACUUUCAUCGCGUCGCUAGUCGCAGGCUACAAAUCUACCCGCGUCGAGCCGACGCUGCGCGUCGUCAUAUUUUGGCGCCGCGACACCUCUCACCUGAUGUACGAGUGGUUUGGCGCGCAAUGGGACGUUGCCGAUUCCCCACCCCCGAACCGCACCUCACUCCUCGACACGAUAUCGCGCCUCGUCAAGACAUCGGAGGCAUUCACCUACGAGGCGUACGUCACCGACCUGCUGGACGAGCACGCCACGGGCGCCAUCGCGCGUCUCAUCCGCAGAGUGUCCCAUUUCGUCGAAUCUAUCUAUGAUAGCCUCGACAAGGACCAGAUCCUGCCAGCCUUAUCCAUAGUAGGCACGAUGCUGUUCAUCCUAGCGGUUGGGUACCUCAUGGCGUACCUGGUGGCGAAGGAAGAGGAGCAAAUCAGACGCGAAAAGGAGCGGGCAAAAUCUGGUAACAACAACAAUGAUGAUGAAGGGCACGGGGGCGGGGCCGCCACCAUCACCAGUUACCAACCGGAAUUGAAGCUCCACGAACUAAGAUCGGAGAAGUACAACGCGCUGGUACGGUUGCUGAAACCCGGAUGCCGUACCCUCUUGCUGAUCGUAGACGCCGAAUCCAGACGUCAGCUGAUACCGCCAUAUCACAAAGCCGCGUGGCCGUAUCGUCGCAACAAAACGUUGAUGUUCGCCUACAUGUGCAUAGAGCGCGGACUCGCGUGGUACGCCGAGCUGUUGCAGUUGUCGUUGGGGGAGGAACGUGAGCUGAAAAUCAACCCGCGAAAUUGCGUGGGCACGGUGCUGGCACUGAACGGGCAUCGGAAGUACUUUUGCGUGUUUCACGCGAAGCACACGGAGAGCGGCAGUAGAAGGAGGCGAUCGAAAGCGGCGAAGAAAGGGGAGGACUGCGAGAGCGGUGCCGCAUUCAUCGGGUUCGACUCUGCAUCGUCGGGGUCCGAGUCGGAGGAAGUGCUGUUGCAAGGCAGCUUGCUCGACGGCCUGCCCAACUGGCUGGAUCGGUUGUUCGAGGGCAGCACACAGCGCUACCACAUCAAUUACUGGCCAGAGUUUCCGAUCAAGUAAUAUUGCUGCAAGGGAGUCUCGACGGCUCGCGUUUUUUAUUAGGUAUUUAUUUAUUUAUUUAUUGUUUUUUCAAUGGUAAAAAGAUGCGCACUGUUUGAGUUAGAGAAGCCGGUUUGAGUUAGAGAAGCCGGUUUGAGUUAGAGAAGCCGUGCGAUAUGAAUAAGAUAAGAAGCUGAACAAUACACUGAGCUUCGUAAUGUUACCUCUUUGGGAUUCAUUUAACAAACCCGGGAACUUGUAUAGAAGUGCAUAAGAAAGUAGAUGAAAUAAAUACAAUAAUCAUGUUUAUCGCAAAGUAAAAAAAAGAUGCACUUUUCUUUGUUUGUUGCGAGAGAACUGAAUAUUUUGAUGUGGCAUAACCAAAACCAGGAUAACCACUAACCCAGAAGAGUCUGAAGAGGUCAAAGAAUUUGGAGGUCGUCUGCGCAAGAGUCGGAAGACCGUCUUAAAUUUACUCAUAGUUGGAGGGUUUCAUUACUUUUUUUAGUAGUUCAAAUGCGCCCACGAGAUCGAAAAGCAAAAGUUUGCCUCGAGCUAAUCGCCUAUCACUGUCGACCUCGUGAUGUCGACAAUGAAAAGGGAGAAGGAAACGUGCCAUACUGCCCUAAAAGUCGACCGUAGUUACCCAACUUAGUAUUUUCAAUUUGUAAUUUUCACAAUUACCAAAUUUUUUCAUUAGGUACAGACGGCAGGUGUGCCAAAAGUGGUUAGUUUUCAUUUCUUUUCGUUUUUUUUUUUUUAAAUGACUGCAAAUAAUACAAAGAUGGAUAAUGGCGGCGUUAGAUUAAGUUUAGCGUUAAGUGCACUUUUCCCGUAAAACGUGACACCCGCUAUAUAUCUGACCGGACCCUAAAACGAUUUUAAAAAUGUUGUGAAAACAAAUGUUGCAGUUUUUUGAUACCUAUUUCAGAUUCUGUGACCUAUUAUAAUAAUAGCGGAUCGUUUUUAUAAAGUAGAAACCAAUGUAAUAGUAUAUGCAUACAGUGUUGUCCGAGACGGAUCUUUAAUUAUUAGAUUAAACUUCUAAAUGAAGUUCAAUCUUAAUUAUAUAAAGCGCCUUUUCCUAGAGAUCAAGAUAUGUAGUCAACCCACCACCAAGAUCUUACAAUUUUAAAGAUUCGAAUCGAAAAUUUUCGGUAUCGAUUCGGUCUGUACUAUGUAUUAAAGAAAUUAAUCAUUUCCAUUUUAAGAGACUUCGUUACUGGAACUUUAGAGGAACACAAAAUGCAAAUUUGCAGAAAAUAAAACGAGGGAAAUUCAUCCUCAAGAAGUGAUUUUGAGGAGCGCAGGACUGGUCUCUAGGAAUAGACGCUUCAUAGAAUUAAUAUAUAAAUUGUAUUCGCACCUUUUCUAAAAGAUCAAGAUGUCCAGAUGUUUCAGGUAAUUUUUCUGCAAAUAUCUUUUACUUUUAUUUCUGGAACAUAUAAGAACAAACCGUCUUAUUUUCAAAU